This is a messenger RNA of Paraglomus occultum, 3009 nucleotides long. The record is from the annotation of a GenBank genome assembly. Lineage: Eukaryota; Fungi; Glomeromycota; Glomeromycetes; Paraglomerales; Paraglomeraceae.
AUGAAGCCUGGUAAAAAAGUUACCUACAUACGUGAUAGUAUUGUCUAUCGUGGAAAUGAAGCUAUCCAAGCCAAAAAAGAGGUGGAAGCCAAAAAACUGGCGAAUGAAAUAAAAUCUUCGCUCGAAAAUAUCGUCCAAACUGUUUCCGAUGAGGAUUCUAACGAUGAUAUCGAUGACAGCUUACCUUUGGACUCGGAUGAAGAGAGCUUCAAGUGUAGUAUAUCCAAAGAAGAAAAUGACAUCCGGAAAGUUAAUAUUAAGGGAGAUACUAGAAGAAAGGCUUGUGCUACUGUGACCGGAAAACGCAAUGAAAUCCAGAACUUCAAUAUUGCAAGGGACGACGAUACGUUUGGAUGUGUAAAUGUGACUGGUGUAUACAAUGAAAUCGGAAAUUUUACCAAAACGAGGGAUACAAGAACAUCUCUGUCUGCAGAAAUUACCGGUCGUCAUAACGAGGUUGAAAAUUUUGUAAAAAGGAGAGAUACGCUGGCGUCUUUUUCUGCAAGAAUGGUCGGGCGACAUGACGAAAUCAAGAAUCAUAAAAGAAUGAGGGACACCAAAGCGUUUAUGUGUGCAGAUGUGACCUUGAUGCACAAUGAAAUCGGAAACGUCGUAAAAGCGAGGGAUACUCAUUCGCUUUUUUGCGCAGAGGCAAGCGGGAUGCAUAACGAAGUUGGUAACCGUAAAAGGACGAGAGAUACUAAGACGCGUGGAUGCUUAAAACUGACCGCGAUGCAUAAUGAUAUAGGGAAUAUUAGAAAAUCAAGGGAUACAGUGGUUUCUGACAGUUUUGAAACGACUUUGAUGGAUAAUAAACUUGGCAACUACACAGAAUCAAGAAAUAACGAAUCAACUCGAUGUGCGGAUUUGGCUUUCAUGCGCAAUAAAAUUGGUAAUAUUGAUAUAUCAAAGAGCAAUAAGUCAGUUGGAUGCGUAACUAAGACGGCAAUAGAAAACAGCGCCUUUAAUUUGGAAAUCACUGAAAGUAGCUCUGGCACUUCGACUAAUAUGACUGGGACAGGUGUGAGUCUUUGCAACUUGCGCGUGAGCAAAAAACCAUCAUUUGGCGUUGACUUUGGUGUCAGUGGACAAGUAUCUUUGUUCAAUUUGGAUAUUGGAACCCGUUUACAACUUAAUGUCGGACCUGGCCUGAGCUUGGGGUUGCCAUUUGGUUCUGGAGGUGGUGGAGGUGGUGGAGGAGGAAGUUCUGGCGGAAAUGGAGGAGAUGGUGAUGAUGGUAAUAGUAAGGGUGAUGGUAAUGGAGGAGGUGGGGAAAGUUCUGGUGGAAAUGGAGGAGACGGUAAUGAUGGUAAGGGUGAUAGUGGUGAAGAAACUGGUGAAGGCGAAGCCAUUGAAAGAGAUGGUGCAUGCAAAGGUGGCAAAGAAAAUUGUGAAGGCAAUGAUAGUGAAGGAAAUGGUGAAUGCAAAGACUGUGAAGAAAAUUGUGAACGGAAUGGUGGUGAAGGCAAAAGUUGUGAAAGAAAUGGUGAAGACUGUGGUGAAGAAAAUUGUGAAAACAAUGAUGGCAAAGAAAAUUGUAAAGGCAAUGGUAGUGAAGGAAAUGGUGAAUGCAAAGACUGUGAAGGAAAUUGUGAAUGGAAUGGUGGUGAAGGCAAAGGUUCUGAAAGAAAUGGUGAAGACAGUGUAAGUGGUGAAGAAAAUUGUGAAGGCAAUGGUAGUGAAGGAAAUGGUGAAUGCAGAGACUGUGAAGAAAAUUGUGAAUGGAAUGGUGGUGAAGGCAAAGGUUGUGAAGUUGAUUCUCAAGAGGAUUGUGGACAAAAUUGUCCUGGAUGUUACACCCACGAAGACAAUCUUAAUAAUGAAGACUGUAGCACUCAAAAUAAUGAUGGCCCUGGAGAUGAGAACAAUUUUGCAGAUGAUGAGAACUAUUAUUAUUAUGACAGUUUAGUUGACCAUGAAGGUAACUUGGAAAAUACUGGUUUUGAAAGAAUUGAAAAUAAUUGUGGUGAUAAAGCUAGUAAUGUGGGCCAUUCUCAUGAAAUAGAAAGCAAUUCUCUUAAUGAAGAUUAUUUAUGUUAUGACACACAGAAGGAAAAUUGUUUAAAUAAUAAUAAUCAACACAUAUUGGGUACUGGUGAUGAUAUGCUUGCUCGUAAUAUAAAUAGUAAUGAGAGUUGCUUGCCUAAUGAGAAUAAAGAACUACACAGUAACAACAGUAUUAACAAUCAAGAUACUAAGAGCACUGGCAACAGAAGUAGCUUGGAUGCCAAUCCGAAUGAGAAUCGUUCUCAACAAGAUAAACAGGGCAACAUGGUACUUGAGAACCAUAGUAAUACUGAGCAUUCGUUUCCCUUCACUGCUAAUGUUUCUGGUUUCAGUCCAAAUUCAAAAACAAAGACAUGGAAAAAUCGAAAACUUGUUGGACUGGAGACUGAUUCACAUAAAAACACUAAUACUGACCCACAAUCAAAUGGCGUUACAAAAAGCAAGACUGGCAAAACUGGCAUUAAUAAAAUCGGUAUUAAUGAGCACAAUAGUAAUAGCAAUACAUCUGGUAAUGAAAACAAAAAUACGCGGAUGUCAACAGAACUUGAACAAGCCCUAGCAGAUGUAAUUGAUAAAAAUCCACAUUUGUAUGCAGCACUCUUUACCUCGUUAUCACAAAGUUCUGCAUCAGAUAAUAAUAACUCCGGCUCAUCUUCCACGUCAGAUUCGAUGCCUUCAAGAUCUUCUACAACAGAUGAUGAUAUUUCUAAACUUAUUAAAGCACGUAUCCAUAAAACCGAAGAGUCUAUUAAAAAAAACCAGACAGUCCGAGAAGAGGGUAACAAGUACAGCGGUGCAGCAACUUCUGGUGGUUUCAGGUCUCCUAUUAGCAACAAUCCAGAAUUGCAAAAGAAACAGGAAGAAAUUGAAGAAAUUGAAACAGAAUCUCCUAAGCCAUGCAAAAAUCAUUCUGCUAGUGUCCGUUGCUUCCGUUGUUUAGUGGGUUCUAAAGGGAAGAAGGUGAAACGUGUCAGUGGAAAUGUAUUUGGUUUUGCCAAUUAA